Molecule: messenger RNA, 1384 nt
Organism: Drosophila obscura
Lineage: Eukaryota; Metazoa; Arthropoda; Insecta; Diptera; Drosophilidae
Product: serine/arginine repetitive matrix protein 1-like
Exons: 3
Coding region: 1-1314 (437 amino acids)
Source: RefSeq, a predicted model, not a curated record
AUGCAGAAAGCACACCGCGGCGGCGGCCGAAAAACGGAAGCGCUCCAAUCCACCGCCAGCGGCGGCGGAAAACGGAAGCGCUCCAAUCCACCGCGAGCGGCAGCUGAAAAACAGAAGCGCUCCAAUCCACCGCCAGCGGCGGCCGAAAAACGGAAGCGCUCCAAUCCACCGCGAGCGGCGGCUGAAAAACAGAAGCGCUCCAAUCCACCGCCAGCGGCGGCUGAAAAACGGAAGCGCUCCAAUCCACCGCCAGCGGCGUCCGAAAAACGGAAGCGCUCCAAUCCACCGCCAGCGCCAGCGGUCCAUGCACCCGAAUCACCCGAAAGAUCGAGCCCGAUCGGGCGUCGAUACUGCGGCAUGGGCAACCAUAUGCUCAGAGAGCCACACACCAGGGUGACUGAUCGACAAGUUCUCCACUUUGGACAGAAAAUAAAUUCUGAACUGCGGCCUCUUACGCCACUUUGCCAGGUUUGUUACGAUAAACUGGAGGAAAUUUAUAAAUAUAAGGCAUAUAAUGCGCGAGAGCAUCAAAGGAGGAAGCAGGCCGAGAGCGUCUCGGACGUGAGCUCAAGUCAGCGACAAGCCAACUCCUCGGACAACAGCUCGACGACGUCCACCUCCGUCCCACGUAGAUUGGCGACGGCCACAGCGGCAAUUAGACGACCAACCCCCGUGCCCGUCCUUACAACUGUUAGCGAGGAUGACAUGCCCACAACUAGCGCGGCUGCCGCGGAAAAACGGAAGCGCUCCAAUCCACCGCCAGCGGCACAGCAUGUCACACAGUCAUCGCAAAGCCCAUAUGUGAGCGAUGAAGAUGAUCCCAACUCGAACGUGCGCCUGAAUGAGGUGAAUGGGACGCGGUUGCCACACAUCCAGCCGAUACCCAAGCGACGCCAGGUGGCCGAGAGCGUCUCGGACGUGAGCUCAAGUCAGCGACAAGCCAACUCCUCGGACAACAGCUCGACGACGUCCACCUCCGUCCCACGUAGAUUGGCGACGGCCACAGCGGCAAUUAGACGACCAACCCCCGUGCCCGUCCUUACAACUGUUAGCGAGGAUGACAUGCCCACAACUAGCGCGGCGGCGGCCGAAAAACGGAAGCGCUCCAAUCCACCGCCAGCGGCACAGCAUGUCACACAGUCAUCGCAAAGCCCAUAUGUGAGCGAUGAAGAUGAUCCCAACUCGAACGUGCGCCUGAAUGAGGUGAAUGGGACGCGGUUGCCACACAUCCAGCCGAUACCCAGGCGACGCCCGACGGUCCACCUGAAUAAGGAGGCCAUGGAUAUCUAUUUGGCAGGGACCACGGGCGGAUAAUAUUUUGUAACUUGUAAACCAUACUCUUAGCUUAUAAUUAGUGUACAUAGUUGAAUUAAAUUCACCCAAA